AUGGACGACGACGGGCAACCCCGCACCUUGUAUGUAGGCAACCUCUCCAGGGAUGUAACGGAAGUCCUGAUUCUACAGCUAUUCAGUCAGAUUGGGCCAUGUAAAAGCUGUAAAAUGAUUACAGAUCAAACGGACAGUCGGAGGGUGGCUGCAUCUACUGGCUUUUCUGCUCUGCCAAAUACCAGCAAUGACCCUUAUUGUUUUGUGGAGUUUUAUGAACAUAGAGACGCUGCUGCUGCGUUGGCGGCAAUGAACGGGCGGAAGAUCUUGGGAAAGGAGGUGAAGGUGAAUUGGGCCACAACUCCCAGCAGUCAGAAGAAAGACACAUCGAAUCACUUCCAUGUAUUUGUUGGAGAUCUGAGUCCAGAAAUCACCACAGAAGACAUAAAAUCAGCUUUUGCUCCGUUUGGUAAAAUCUCAGAUGCCAGAGUAGUGAAGGACAUGGCAACGGGAAAGUCGAAGGGUUACGGCUUUGUUUCCUUCUACAAUAAACUGGAUGCCGAAAAUGCCAUAGUACAUAUGGGAGGACAGUGGUUAGGUGGCCGACAGAUCAGAACAAACUGGGCAACACGUAAACCACCUGCACCAAAAAGUGCACAAGAAAGUAAUGCAAAGCAGCUGAGGUUUGAAGAUGUUGUGAACCAGUCCAGUCCAAAAAAUUGUACAGUUUACUGUGGAGGGAUUGGAUCAGGUUUAACUGAGCAGCUAAUGAGGCAGACAUUUGGUGUGUUUGGACAGAUUAUGGAAAUCCGAGUUUUUCCAGAAAAAGGAUACUCUUUUAUCAGAUUUUCCAGCCAUGACAGUGCUGCACACGCUAUUGUGUCUGUGAAUGGCACCACCAUAGAAGGGCAUGUUGUCAAAUGCUACUGGGGUAAAGAGACACCAGACAUGGCAAAGGGCUUCCAGCAGGUGGACUAUACUCAAUGGGGUCAAUGGAGCCAGAUGUAUAGUAGCCCCCAGCAAUAUGGCCAGUAUGUGGCUAAUGGAUGGCAGGUACCCUCUUACAGUAUGUAUGGACAAGCUUGGAAUCAGCAAAGCUUCGGAGUUGAGCAAUCACAGUCUGCUACAUGGAUGGGUGGUUUCAAUGCCCAGCCUCCACCACCAGCACAGGGACCGCCAGUCAUACCAAACCCACCCGGGUAUAGUAUGGCCAGCUAUCAAACACAGUGA
Staurois parvus is the source of this 1170-nucleotide messenger RNA. The record is from the annotation of a GenBank genome assembly. NCBI's taxonomy places the organism in Eukaryota, Metazoa, Chordata, Amphibia, Anura, Ranidae.